UAUUAAAUUUCUCAUAGGAGAGGAAAUAAUGAAGAAACAUUAACAAAUUCCAGGCGAACGAAAGAGAAAGAAGAAACGGUCUCUGUUAAUGGCGACAGAGCUCGUCAACCGAUCUCUGAAAAUCAGAGAUCUCAUCAUUAUUUCCACCACAACCACCACCACCACCACCAUUUGUCAGUAGAGGUUGAGGAGUUGAAAACUGGAAAGAGAUAGAAAGGGAGGGACUGGUGAUGUCUUUUGACGGCGACGACAAGCAAUGGAUUUGUGGAAAGGCUGGCACAGUGAAUCUACAGCUAGUCAGUUCUAUUGUUCGGGACAUCGGGGAGCCUUGUCUUCAUCAAUCACCUAUAAAGGUUGUUAUAGCUAUAAGCAAAAUGCUUAAGCCAGACAAGUGGCAGUCGACCUUUGAUAGCGACGGGAAGGUCUUUAGUUUUCAGAAAGCGCUGAAAUUGAUUGUUCUAGGGGGAGUGGAUCCAUCUAUAAGGCCUGAAGUUUGGGAAUUUCUUCUGGGUUGUUAUGCUUUGAGCAGCACUGCAGAGUACCGAAGGCAAUUGAGGACCGCCCGGAGAGAACGUUACAGGGAUCUUAUCAAGCAAUGUCAAAUGAUGCAUUCAAGCAUAGGAACUGGUUCCCUUGCCUAUGUUGUGGGGUCCAAAGUUAUGGAUAUGAGGACAAUGUCCAGAGAUGAUGGGGGAAGGGAAGCUGUAGUCGAAAGAAGACAAGCGUCUGAUGAUAAUACUAACAAUUUAGUAAAUAACUGUAAUUUGGAUAAAAAUUGUACAGAUAUGUCAUACACAUGCCAAAGGGAAAGCUCUAGUGAUUCAGAUGACCUUAACAGCUUGAGGAGAAGUGCAGAUAGUGCAGCAUAUGAUUCUUCUUGUUUUCUACCUGCUUCUGGUCCAUACAACUGCAGUUCCCCAAAACGUGGGAGUGAAGAGCGUGGAUCACAAUAUGUAACUGAAAAUUAUUUUGAUUUUCCUCCAUUACCUGUUACAGAUUUGUUUGAGAAGUGUGGCGAUGAUGGGAAGGAAUGUGAGUUGCAUGAUAAUAGACAUUCUACACGACGUAAAUUGAGAUUCGAAGAUGAGCGUAUGCACAGUUUUCAAAUCAAUAACAAUAUAGAUUUAGUUGUGGAAUCAAAUGGUUCACCAUCUAAUAAUGCCUCACAUCCUAUGAACUCUGAAAUUGAAUUGGUUCAUCCUGAUGUGCAUGAACCAGUAUCUUCAUCCAACAAUCAGGAAUACAAAACAGAUAUAGUGAACAGAUUAAGAAUAUCAGAUGUACCGGAAACACCAGUAAUAAAAGCAACCACGUCUCAAGGAGGGGCCACUAGUGAGGACAGAGUAUCUGAGUGGCUUUGGACACUGCACCGGAUAGUUGUUGAUGUGGUUAGAACAGAUAGUCAUCUUGAAUUCUAUGAAGAUACAAAAAACUUAGCUCGAAUGUCAGAUAUUCUUGCUGUUUAUGCUUGGGUUGAUCCUGCGACAGGAUACUGCCAAGGUAUGAGCGAUUUGCUGUCUCCCUUUGUUGUUCUCUUUGAGGAUAAUGCUGAUGCAUUUUGGUGCUUCGAAAUGCUUCUGAGGAGAAUGCGUGAGAAUUUUCAAAUGGAAGGACCAACUGGCGUGAUGAAGCAGUUGCAAGCACUGUGGCAUAUCCUAGAACUCACAGAUAGGGAAAUGUUUGCUCACCUGUCACAUAUAGGUGCUGAGAGCCUUCAUUUUGCCUUCCGGAUGCUGUUGGUACUCUUCCGUCGGGAGUUGUCUUUCAACGAAGCUCUCUGUAUGUGGGAGAUGAUGUGGGCCGCUGAUUUUGAUGAAUCUGUGGCCUCUGAUUUGGAGGAGAUUUGCCCGGAACCAUUGGUUGUACAGCUUCCCAGAGAAUCUGGUUCAGUAUCAGGAAUGGAGAUGGGAGAAGAGGUCAUUGAGAAUAAUCACAGUAGUUCAAAGGGUGCUAUACAAUCAAAACGUGGAAAUGUAGAACAAUCCAGUUCUGACAACAAUGGAAUGAAAUCAGCAUCAACCCAUACCCAUCCCUUUUGUGGCUUGACAAGGAAUUUCUGGUCAAAAAAUGAUCACAUGCAGAUCUGCACUGUAGUUUCAUCAACAAGGAAUGGUGAUGAUGAAUUACCUGUGUUUUGUGUAGCGGCGAUUCUUAUCAUCAACCGUCAAAAAAUCAUUAGAGAAACCCAUUCGAUCGAUGAUCUGAUAAAGAUAUUUAAUGAUAGAAUGCUCAAGAUCAAGGUUAAGAGAUGCAUACGCAAUGCCAUUAAACUUCGGAAGAAGUACUUCUACAAGCUGAUCAAGAGCAGGAGCCCAGCAGCUCAGAACGGUGUCUAGGGUUGUUCUGUUUACCAUAUAUACCUAAAGCUCAGGAAUGGCACUUUGAGUUGAGGCAAUAAUCUGAGUUUCAAGAUAGAGUAUGGCGUUACAAAAUUUGAUAUUAAAUCUUCUAUGUAAGAGGAGUUUACAGCAGACUGCUGCUGCCGUUUGUACCUCAAAAUAUCCUCCACUACUAAGGCAAGUGAAAGAAGUGAAAAGUGGAACGUUUGCUUUGCUUCACUCAGCUCUGAUCAUGGAUGCUUCUUGCAGGUUAGCGGAACACGAAAUUUCUCUAUCAAGUUAUAUAUUUGGAGAGUUAAUCAUGUAUCAACAAUUUUGAUUGCUUAUGUGCAAAGUGAUUCUUCAGAAGAAAAAAAGCAAAAAAAAAAAAUCAGAGUCAAUGGAUAGAAGGUUUUUGGUUUGAACUUCUGAUAACAAAAGUCAUAGUAUAAGAACUUGUUUAUAGUCUUAUUUUUAGAGAAAUAUAUUUUUCAUUCAUGCCCU
This is a messenger RNA of Cornus florida, 2822 nucleotides long. RefSeq lists its product as uncharacterized. Gene Ontology annotation, biological process: activation of GTPase activity. Bases 231 to 2336 code for a protein of 701 amino acids. The record is from RefSeq and is a predicted model, not a curated record. Lineage: Eukaryota; Viridiplantae; Streptophyta; Magnoliopsida; Cornales; Cornaceae. The transcript is spliced from 12 exons. Gene Ontology annotation, molecular function: GTPase activator activity.